Messenger RNA from Ilex paraguariensis (yerba mate), 1529 nucleotides. Lineage: Eukaryota; Viridiplantae; Streptophyta; Magnoliopsida; Aquifoliales; Aquifoliaceae. The record is from the annotation of a GenBank genome assembly.
AUGAGCGGACACGACUCCAAGUACUUCUCCACUACGAAAAAGGGCGAAAUCCCUGAGCUCAAGGAAGAACUCAAUUCUCAGUACAAGGAUAAGAGAAAAGAUGCUGUUAAAAAAGUUAUUGCUGCCAUGACUGUUGGGAAGGACGUUUCAUCACUGUUUACUGAUGUAGUGAAUUGCAUGCAAACUGAAAACUUAGAACUCAAGAAGCUUGUCUAUUUGUAUCUUAUUAAUUAUGCUAAAAGCCAGCCAGACCUAGCAAUUCUUGCAGUAAAUACAUUUGUGAAGGAUUCACAGGACCCAAAUCCUUUGAUCCGUGCUUUGGCCGUACGGACGAUGGGAUGCAUUCGUGUUGAUAAAAUCACAGAAUAUCUAUGUGAUCCCCUUCAGAGGUGUCUCAAGGAUGAUGAUCCAUAUGUUCGCAAGACGGCAGCUAUAUGUGUUGCUAAACUUUACGACAUAAAUGCUGAGCUAGUUGAGGAUCGGGGAUUUCUGGAAGCUCUCAAGGAUUUAAUAUCUGACAAUAAUCCAAUGGUUGUAGCAAAUGCCGUUGCAGCUCUUGCAGAGAUUCAAGAUAACAGUAGCGGGCCCAUCUUUGAGAUCACCAGCCACACACUUUCAAAGCUCCUUACUGCCCUAAAUGAAUGCACCGAGUGAGUUUAUGUUUCAAAUAUUUGUCACUUUGUUCUGUAAUCUGAAAAACAUAUGCUGUUUUUUGACCUUGUGUAACUUGCCAUUUUUGGUAAAUUGUGCUUGUUUGAUUGGUAGAAUGAAGCUGAAGUUGCCAUUUGUCAUUAUGUAGCUGAUGUUGGUUGAAAAUACGUAACAUGUUCCCUCAGUUAUUGAUGAAGGAAAGAGAUUAUGUUUCAGUUCACUUCUUCCUUCUUUGUUUGUAAAGCAUUAUAAAUUCCAUAUGUGAAUUCGAAUGGAGCAGAUUGAUCAUUUAUUUACUUCUUAUUCAUCUUUGAAACAGUUCAGGAUAUUGACACUAAUUAUUGUGUUCUUGAAGCUUUACCAUCCACUGAUUGGCUUUGCUUGUAAUAUUUCUUGAGCUGCAACUAUUGAUCAUCAAAUCUGGUAUAAUUCACCCCAUUGGUCUUUAGUUGGAAGAAUACAUCAUUGAUUUUGAUGUUCUUGAACAUUAUGUAUUCUUACAAUUUUUACAUAAGGCGGGAAGAUGAUAUCUUGAGAAGAUACAUCUAGGGCCCUCAACAAAUAGGGGCAUCACAAGUUCCGUGAACUUUGUAAGUGAUGAUAGUUAGAUAAGAGUGAAGGUGCAGUAGCCUGGAUUUUGUCAGUUGAAUGAUAGGUACUUCAUGCUGAAUAGCAAUGAUGAUCGCAAUAUACUUGUAUCUGAUCCAAAGUUCUGUUGAUUAUAGUUGAUCAAAUGUGGAUUUUGUUAAAACUAUAUGCUAUGUUUUUAAGAAUUAUGUUUGGUUUUGAUUUCAUAUAUCUUGGUCAUGCAUAUGUUCUGUGGAACUUCUGCUGAGUACGACCUUCUGUUUUUUUUGCUUGUUGAAUGUCAACUAUGA